This is a messenger RNA of Coccinella septempunctata (seven-spotted ladybird), 1469 nucleotides long. RefSeq lists its product as uncharacterized. NCBI's taxonomy places the organism in Eukaryota, Metazoa, Arthropoda, Insecta, Coleoptera, Coccinellidae. The record is from RefSeq and is a predicted model, not a curated record. Bases 189 to 587 code for a protein of 132 amino acids. The transcript has 3 exons.
CGCUGUGCAUAUUUGUAUGUGGCGCCCUCGGUGGCAGUUUUUAGCAAAAUCGUUAGUAAAAUAAACCGGAUUUACUUUGCCGUAGCAGUUGAAAGGUGAUAAAGUGGUGUUAAUAUUUCUGUUAUUUUCGACGAUAUUGAACGUUGGAAUUCAUUAAAUUCUUCGAUAACGUAGAAAUAAUAUUGAAAAUGAAUUCUCAAGGUCCGGAAGUACCAUUUACUGCAAGGAAUUCUCGAAUUCAGUGCUGUGUAGUUGGCUGUCACAAUGGAUAUUAUAAUACAGACAAUUCAAUAAAGUUUUAUAGUUUUCCGAAAAAGUGGUUCGAGAAAGAAAGGAGGCAGACAUGGAUCAACAGUGUGAGAAGAGUUAGUGCUGGUCCUAGUACUUCGAAAGAAUGGCAACCAAAGGAUUUCCAUAAGAUAUGCAGUGCACAUUUUGUAGGAAAUGUAAAGAGCAAUGAUCCUGAAAGCCCUUCUUAUAACCCAACCAUUUUUCCAGAGGGGUACAGAAAACUGGAUAACUCUUGUGAUAAAAUGGGAAGAUACAAAAGAAAAAUAGCUCGGUCUUCUAAAAAAAAAAAUGAAUAAGGAAGACUCAUCUGUUCAAUCUCAAACCAUAUGCGAUGAUGAAUUGAUGGAAGUUGAAGAAGGAAUGAAGGAAUUUUCAUGUCAAACUGAUCCAACUGAAUUAGAAGAUGAAAUCUUCUUAUUUGAAAGUAAUUUUAUUGGCCAAGGUGCAGGGGGAAUGUGUGAUGUUUCAACUCAAUGUAACAUUGUUGGUGAUGGUAAAAGAAAAUUAUUUCUACAGAAAGAUGACAAGUGUGUUGGUAAUGAUGAACCCAUUGACUGUAUAGGAUUUCAUGGUAUAAGAUCCUUGAAAACCGACGAGGAUUUAAACUGUCUAGCUGGAGUUUAUUUUGACCGAUUCAAUUUACUUUGCUCACUAUUGAACAACAGUCAUCAUGGAAACUUCAAGCUUAGUAUUGAGAAUAGAUUGUUGCUUUUUUUGAUUAAAAUCAAACUUGGCUUGUCAUUUGUAGCAUUAGGUGCUUUGUUUCAACUACACCAUACUAGUUGCUAUAGAAUUUUCUCUUCACUUUUGGAAGAAUUAGUACAAAAGACAAAAAACUUUAUAUUUUGGCCUUCUCGAGAUGUUGUUGAUAGUACUAUGCCAAAAGCAAUAAAAUUACUAUAUCCAAAGUGUAGAGCAAUUAUUGACUGCACAGAAAUCAAAAUACAACAGCCAAAGGGUGUUGAUCAAAGAAUUCACACCUAUUCUCAAUAUAAAUCCACCUUCACAGCAAAAUUUUUAAUUGCAAUUUCUCCAUCCGGUUUUAUUAGCUUCAUCUCAAAAUGCUAUGGUGGUAGAUCAUCAGAUACUUUCAUCACAAACGAUUGUGGAUUUCUCGAACUUUUAGAACCUAAUGAUGUUAUUUUGGCUGAUAAAGGUUUUCCACACAUUAAAUGCAA